AUGGAAGUCGAUAAAUUACCAGCAUCGGAAGAUAUGGAAUCCAACGAAGACAUUCGUUUUAUUUUCGGCCUACUGGACAAUAUAAAUAAGCUCAUUGAUGUUCUAGGAAUUUCCAAACAUCUACAUGUAAUGAAACCACAAUUAUUUCUUGCAAAUGUUAUAUUACCGCUUCUGAACCCUUCACCAAAUUAUGAUCAUAUGUUGUAUUUGGUUACUUUAACUAAAAUGRUCCUGAAUGAAUGUCAUAUAAUGACACUUCCCUACAUGGAAAUCUGGGAUAGACUACUUAUUCAAUUGGCUAAAAUACUGGAUGAUGCACGUUGGGCCAUWACUAAUUUUACAAUUGAAAGAGUCCAAAUAUGUGAAAAUGUGAUUGUUACUAUACAGCCUCUUUUGCAAUAUGCUUCGUAUAUAGAUGAUGAUUUUAAGGCAGAAUUAUUGGAAAAUAUCAAACAAGAAUUAUCAAGCUUACAUUUAAUGACUCGUUCUUAUUUCUUAUCUUUGUGGACAACCGAAUAUAUUACAAUAGAUGGAAUGGAUGAACAUUUGAUCAUGACCAUUCAAUCACAGAAUCAUAUUUCAUUUUCUAAUCUGAAUAGAUCAUCAUCUCAAAGAGCUCAAGAAGAAUUUAUUUUUGGCCUUGCAACA
Molecule: messenger RNA, 648 nt
Organism: Diuraphis noxia (Russian wheat aphid)
Lineage: Eukaryota; Metazoa; Arthropoda; Insecta; Hemiptera; Aphididae
Source: RefSeq, a predicted model, not a curated record